CCCAGCAACAAGUAAAUGCUUGAACAUUUGUCGCCGACUCGAAAGUCGGAACGACGGCACUCGGCAGCAGUCGGACGUCAGUACCUUCCGUGUGAUGAUUUGGUCAGCCUCAUCGGCAUUUCUGGUAUAGCUUUAGUAGAUUAUCGCCGGUUCCUAUUCGCAAGUCGAGACUUUAGGAUGAAUUUGCCGUCGCCGCCGGCCUGGUACCGCUUCACGAUUCUCGUCUACUUUUUCGUGUCUUUCAAUUGUUACAAUCCGAUUAACACCGGUGCGGUCUCGCUGACCCAGUCGAUGAUAGACAAUACGCUAGCGACAAAUGAGCUAGUUUUUAUUAACUUUUACGCCGACUGGUGUCGGUUCAGCAACAUGCUCGCUCCGAUAUUCGAUGAGGCUGCUGACAAAGUAACUGCAGAUUUCCCCGGCCCUGGACAAGUCGUGAUGGGGAAAGUGGACUGUGAUAAAGAAGGUGCCCUGGCGUCGCGGUUUCAUAUAACAAAGUACCCGACGCUAAAGAUUUUCAGAAAUGGCCAACCUGCAAAGAGAGAGUACAGGGGCAAACGGUCCGUCGAAGCGUUUCAAGAGUUUGUUAAACAACAGUUAACAGACCCGAUUAAAGAGUUUAAAGACUUGUCUGAACUGAAGACAUUAGACACGAAAAAGAGGAUCAUAAUAGGGUUUUUUGAGAAAAAGGACUGUCCUGAGUAUAACACCUUCAGAAGAGUGGCGUCCAACUUGAAAGACGAUUGCCAAUUUCAUGUUGGGUUUGGGGAAACUGUUCGAGCAAUGCACCCUCCAGGUCAGCCAAUCAUCGUUUUUCGCCCAGAUGUAGCGUUAUCUAAUGAAAAAGAUGAAACGUAUAAAGGAUCACUUCUUAAUUAUGAUGAAGUUAACAUUUGGGUUGGGGAAAGAUGUAUACCGCUCGUUAGAGAGAUAACAUUUGAAAAUGCCGAAGAGCUUACCGAAGAAGGCCUUCCAUUCCUCAUUCUUUUCCACCGAGUGGGAACCGAUGAAGAAGUCGUCAAACGAUUCAAGGAUAUUGUUUCUUCAGAAUUAGUCAGUGAAAUACCAAAUAUCACAUUUUUAACGGCCGACGGAUUGAAAUUCGCCCACCCCCUGCAUCAUCUCGGAAAGUCUCAAAGCGACCUUCCUCUAAUAGCUAUAGACAGCUUCAGGCACAUGUACUUGUUUCCUGACAUCAACGAUAUGGAAAAGCCAGGUAGCUUGAAAUCGUUCAUCCGGGAUCUGUACUCCGGUAAACUUCACAGAGAGUACCACUACGGACCCGACCCGAAUUCCGUCAAGGUGGACGAAGCGCCGACUCUUCCACCGGAGUCUACAUUCAAGAAAUUGGGGCCGUCUAAGAACCGAUACACGCUCCUCAGAGACGAGCUGUAAUCACACGAUUCAAGCCAAGCAAUCAUCUCAAAACUUUGCAAUUACACUAGUCGAGAAAAAGUGUAUGUAAAUAUGUAUCAGUUACAAUACGACUUUGUCCAGUUCAGCGUCUAAACUUAAAACAUGAAGAACAUCCCGCUAUUUAAAACAUUAUAGACGAGUGGCUUUUGGACAAUUUAAAAUAUAAAAAUUGUGCAUCUAGGAUCAUUUGUAAUUUAUUUUAUAUGUUCUUCAAUCAAUGCAACUUUCCAUUCCAUGUAAAUAAAGAUUUAUUAUAAUUUUUAUUUUGUCAAAUUUAAUUGAGAUUUUUAGGUGGUUUCUUUUCUCUUUUGUUUUAAUCUGUGUUAAAUAUGACAUUUACAUUAUUCAAAUGUCAUUGUAAAACAUGCAUAAAUAAAGGUGCUUGAUGUGUUUGGCAAUCUUACAUUUUUGUACAUUAAAUAUUUGUUAAAUAACA
Molecule: messenger RNA, 1852 nt
Organism: Cimex lectularius (bed bug)
Lineage: Eukaryota; Metazoa; Arthropoda; Insecta; Hemiptera; Cimicidae
Gene: ERp44
Product: endoplasmic reticulum resident protein 44
Exons: 8
Coding region: 16-1395 (459 amino acids)
Source: RefSeq, a predicted model, not a curated record